AAAAGAAAAAAGCAGAGAAAGACCUCAAUGAAAAAGAAGUUCAAUCAAACCCCAAAUAAAUUUUUUUUUUCUAUGCCUUUUCCCACUUCUCAAAGGGCAUCACAUAAUGCAACAACAACAACAACAAAAAUAGCAACACCAAACACCAAACACCAACAACACCGAAUUUAGCAAACCUUGAAGCAAACACUUUUACACUUAAAAAAACCUUAAUCAUACCUUAACAACUCUCUAAUCAGCACUGAGAAAGUGAGAAUUUUUCCAUGCUCAUGUGGGUUUUUGAGUAUUUUAAGGUUUGAGGUUAUUUAUUUUUCAUCACCAAAUCUAACAAACUCUAAAAUCAACUGGGAAAAAAAGAGAGAGACCAAACUCAUCAAUGGCUUCAAGUAGCAGAGCUACACACUCACACAGCACCAAAACCAACAGUAACACCAACAAUAGCGAAGCUCAAAACAUGAGGCUUCAACAAAGUGAGUCCACAAUCCCCAAAGCCAUUGCACAGUACCCAGUGGAUGCUCGUCUUCACGCUGUGUUUGAACAGUCCGGCGAGUCAGGUAAGUCCUUUGAUUACUUUCAGUCCAUUAGAACCACAACAGACUCAGUAACUGCGGAAGAGAUGGGAGCUUACUUUUCUAAAAUCCAAAGGGGAGGUCAUAUCCAACCUUUUGGUUGUAUGAUUGCUGUAGACAAAGUUUCUUUCAGUGUAAUUGCUUAUAGUGAAAACGCACGCGACAUGCUUGCUCUUUUGCCUCAGUCAGUUCCCAGUUUAGAAAAGCCUGAGAUUUUGACAAUUGGGACUGAUGUGAGGACGCUCUUCACGAACUCCAGCUCUGAAUUGCUUGAGAAGGCGCUUAGAGCUAGGGAAAUUACGUUGGGGAACCCGGUUUGGAUUCAUUCCAAGAAUUGUGGGAAGCCCUUUUACGCGAUUUUGCAUAGGAUAGAUGUUGGGAUUGUGAUCGAUUUGGAACUUGCAGGGACUGAGGACCCAGCUCUGUCGAUUACCGGGGCGGUUCAGUCACAGAAGCUGGCUACCCAGGCGAUCUCUUCGUUGCAGUCAUUACCUGGUGGGGAUAUUAAGUUAUUGUGUGAUACUGUGGUGAAGAGAGUGAGGGAGCUUACUGGGUAUGAUAGGGCUAUGGUGUAUAUGUUUCAUGAGGAUGAGCAUGGUGAGGUUGUGGCAGAGAGUAAGAGGCCGGAUUUGGAGCCAUAUAUUGGGUUGCAUUAUCCGGCCACGGAUAUACCUCAGGCCUCGAGGUUUUUGUUACAGCAGAAUAGGGUUAGGAUGAUUGUGGAUUGUCAUGCCAUGCCGGUUAGGGUGAUUCAGGCUGAUUGGCUUGAGCGGCCUUUGUGCUUGGUUGCUUCAACGCUUCGUGCUCCUCAUGGCUGUCAUGCUCAGUAUAUGGCUAAUAUGGGCUCGACUGCCUCAUUGGCAAUGGCGGUUAUUAUCAAUGGAAAUGAUGAGGAAGGAGUUGGUGGGCGGAGUUCAAUGAGGUUAUGGGGUUUGGUGGUUUGUCAUCACACUUCUGCUAGGUGCAUUCCAUUCCCUCUUCGCCAUGCUUGUGAGGUCUUAAUGCAGGCUUUUGGACUCCAAUUGAAUAUGGAGUUGCAAUUGUCAUCACAGAGGUUGGAGAAACGUGUUUUAAGGAUGCAUACCCGCUUGUGUAAUAUGCUUCUUCGUGACUCACCUACUGGGAUCGUUACUCAAGGGGCUGGUAUUAUGAAAUUUGUGAAUUGUGAUGGGGCAGCCCUCUACUAUCAAGGAAAGUACUACCCUCUGGGUGUGGCCCCAACUGAGGCCCAGAUAAAGGACAUAGUAGAGUGGUUGUUGGUUUUCCAUGGAGAUUCCACAUAUUGGAGCACAGACAGUUUGGGUGUUGCUGGGUACAAUGGAGCAACCUCACUUGGAGAUGCAGUUUGUGGAAUGGCUGUUGCUUAUAUCACAAAAAGGGAUUUCUUGUUCUGGUUCCGGUCCCACACUGCAAAAGAGAUCAAAUGGGGUGGCGCAAAGCAUCACCCUGGGGACAAGGAUGAUGGGCAGAGGAUGCAGCCGCGCUCUUCUUUCGAGACAUAUCUGGAAGUGGUAAAAAGCCACAGCUUGCCAUGGGAGAAACCAGAAAAGGAUGCAAUCAACUCUCUGCAGCUUCUUCUGCGAGACUCAUUUAGAGAUGCUGAGCUUGGGGACAUGGAGUUGCAAGGUAUGGAUGAACUCAGUUCGGUUGCAAGAGAAAUGGUCAGGUUGAUAGAGACUGCAAUUGCUCCUAUAUUUGCUGUAGAUGUCGAUGGCUGUAUAAAUGGGUGGAAUGCAAAGGUUGAAGAGUUGACAGGGCUCUUAGUUGAAGAAGCUAAGGGGAAGUCUUUGGUUCGUGAUCUUAUUUAUAAAGAAUACGAAGAAACAGUAGAGAAGCUUCUUUCUCGAGCUUUAAGAGGUGAAGAAGAUAGGAAUGUAGAGAUAAAACUGAGGACAUUUGGCCCUGAGCAUCAUAAGAGGGCUGUAUUUGUGGUAGUCAAUGCUUGCUCUAGCAAGGAUUACACAGAUAAUAUAGUAGGAGUUUGUUUUGUUGGUCAGUCAAACAGUAAGUACAACGACUUUCGCAAAAAGGGGCUGGACCACUAUGGGUUGCUAAGACAGCUCCUCCCCACGGUUGCACAAACAUCCUCUGCCCAACAUGUCAGUGCAGUUGAUGUGGACGAGCAAGGCAGCAACCCAAAAAGGAAGCGACUGUCUCACACCGACACCUCAAGCGUGAAGAAGAGGAAAGCUGUGUCCUUUGCCAAAGGUCACAAAAUUUUGGUCUCUAUGUCUGAUAAACUUGAUAAUGAAACCUUGUUCGAGGCCACUGAAAAAUUAGUAAAGGCUGAAUGGAGGGAAGCUUUCGUCAACUUCACUUCGGAUAGACGACUGGGCUGGAUCAAGUAUCUGACUAGGUCAUCCUAGGGGAGUUUGUUCAGUUGCUUGUAUGGCUUAGUGGGGGCACAUUGUAUUGUGCUAAGGAACAAUUAUGUAAAUUAUAUUUGAAUAUGCAUGUUAAUGACCGCACUAUUUGGUGUUGGGUUUUUUUUUGUUUGAUUAGGAAGUUUUAGGAUU
Messenger RNA from Quercus lobata, 3085 nucleotides. Its product is annotated as phytochrome B-like. Bases 377 to 2935 code for a protein of 852 amino acids. Gene Ontology annotation, molecular function: protein binding. Gene Ontology annotation, biological process: regulation of DNA-templated transcription; detection of visible light. The transcript has 3 exons. The record is from RefSeq and is a predicted model, not a curated record. NCBI's taxonomy places the organism in Eukaryota, Viridiplantae, Streptophyta, Magnoliopsida, Fagales, Fagaceae.